Dermacentor andersoni is the source of this 924-nucleotide messenger RNA. Lineage: Eukaryota; Metazoa; Arthropoda; Arachnida; Ixodida; Ixodidae. The record is from RefSeq and is a predicted model, not a curated record.
UCUCCAUCAUGAAGCCGCCGGUACAGCAGCGCCGGCACGGCCUGUCGUCAGCAGCAACAUCGACAUGAUCGACACAAACACGGGCAACACGGGUGCCACGUGCGAUUUGGUUCUUUGGCGAGCGGCAGCUUGGCAUUUCAAGUCUCCUCGGCUUUUUUCUGCGCGUCUUCCCUCGUCACUUUUGUUUAGUAGUUCUGUAUUUUACCUCGUUUACGCGCACCAACCGCUGCCUAGCCACAAGGAAUGAGCGCCUCCGACUCCUCGAAAACGGCAACCCAACAGACGGCCCCGCCGCAACCACGAACAACGUGGAGCGAACGGGAGACAUGGGCUCUUAUAAGUCUUUGGGAAGAGCACCUAGACCACCUGAGAGGAGAGCGGAGGAAUGCUAGAGUAUAUGAUCGCAUUGUGCAAGGCCUCGCCAGGCUCGAAAUUAUCCGGACAAGAAAACAGGUGCAGAGCAAGAUCGACAACCUCACCCAAAUGUACAGGAUGUAUUUUAAUGAAAUACAUCGCUUUCUUGGAACGCUGCCAGCGAAUGACCAGUCGCUGGUAGAAGAAAGUGCAGCGCACUCAGAUGCCACAGUUGAACAGUUUAUCUGUAGCAUGGAGCAUGGCUACGAAUCGCCAAACAACAACGAGGAUGAAUGGGAGCUGGAGCCAUCGGAAGCUGUCCCCACAUCAGAACUAGCAGAUGAGGCACCAUCACAGAGAAGUCGGAUAACAAAUGAAAACCAGCGUCGUUCUCGAAAGAGAAAGCUCACAAGCACAAGUGAAUUUCAGCGGGACCUCCUUAACGAGCAACGCCUGCUUCGGCAGGCAUUGGAAUCCGCGACCAAAGAAGACCGGGUGCUCAGAGAGCGACAAAUAAAUGCUCAAGAAAGACUUGUUGGACUGCUGGAGCAGUAUUUUAAUAAAGAUUGA